AUGAUAAUACAUCAUGAAAAAAUUGGAGGAGUGGGUAAAACGGUUGAAAUCGAUGAGUCCAAAUUUGGAAAACGCAAAUACCAUAGAGGACAUGCAGUUGAGGGUCAGUGGAUAUUUGGUGGUAUACAAAGAGAUAAUGGAGCGUGUUUUCUAAUUCCCGUCGAAAAGUGGGAUAAGGAAACAUUGCUAGCUAUAAUUAAACAGUGGGUGCUGCCUGGAACGCAGAUAAUAAGCGAUUGUUGGAAAAGUUACGACUGUUUGAAUGAUGAAGGCUUCAUACAUUUUAAAGUUAAUCAUUCAGUGAACUUUAAAGACCCAAAUACAGGCGCCCACACCAACACCGUCGAAGGAAUGUGGAGACAUGCAAAAGCUUUGCUGUCUCAAUACUCAAGGAAAAAACAUUUCUAUGGCGGCUACAUGGCCGAAUUUAUGUUUUUAAAAAAAUGCCGUAUACUAAAUCUAGACCCUAUUAUUGAAUUUUUCCGUUUAGCUGGUAAUUUAUACGAUCCAAAUAAAUAUAACAACGAUGGUUUGGACGUUUCUGAGGACGACGAUACUGAUAUAAUAUAA
Messenger RNA from Macrosiphum euphorbiae (potato aphid), 570 nucleotides. The record is from the annotation of a GenBank genome assembly. NCBI's taxonomy places the organism in Eukaryota, Metazoa, Arthropoda, Insecta, Hemiptera, Aphididae.